AUGAAUCGUAGAAAAGCUACAAGUGAUCCUUUUAUUAUUUAUGAUUUCUAUGAUAAAUUAGAAGCAAUAUUGGAAGAGCUGGACAUCAAAGAUAAACCAGCCAAUAUAUGGAAUUUGGAUGAGACAUACUUUUCAGCUGAUCCUUCCAGGGUACGAUCUGUUGGAGGUAUUGGUCAGAAGUUUUUCCAGAAUAUUCAGGGUUCUGGAAGAGACAAUACAACAGUGCUUGCUUGUGUGUCAGCUGCAGGCAGGGCUCUUCCACCACUUAUCAUUUUUGAGGGAGUGCACCUAUGGAGCUCCUGGAAGGGAGCACAUGAUUUAUCUGGCACAUUUUAUUCAACUACUGUUAAUGGUUUCAUGACAUCAUCAAUCUUUUCCAGCUACUUCAGUCAUUUCUGUGACACUGUGAAAGAGAGACCUUUACUUCUACUAUUGGAUGGCCACCUUAGUCAUUUAGAUCCCACAGUAAUUGAAAAAGCAAGGAAUGAGAGAAUUACAAUCAUGAAGCUGCCCCCACAUACAGCUGACCAGCUGCAACCUUUAGACAAGUGUUGCUCCAAGCCUUUUAAGGACACUUGGAAUACUGAGUUGAUUCAGUCCCAAAAUUCAUCAAUCUUUUCCAGCUACUUCAGUCAUUUCUGUGACACUGUGAAAGAGAGAGACCUUUACUUCUACUGUUGGAUGGCCACCCUAGUCAUUUAG
Molecule: messenger RNA, 702 nt
Organism: Schistocerca cancellata (South American locust)
Lineage: Eukaryota; Metazoa; Arthropoda; Insecta; Orthoptera; Acrididae
Exons: 1
Coding region: 1-702 (233 amino acids)
Cellular component (GO): nucleus
Molecular function (GO): DNA binding
Source: RefSeq, a predicted model, not a curated record